GCGGGGGCCUGGGCGCGGGCCGGAGGGCGGCGGGGCGCGCGGCUGCGGCGUGAGGAUGGCGCCGCCGUGAGCCUGCCCUCGCGAGGGAAGCCUCGGGGCGGCGAGGCGCUGAGGGACGGUGCCUGCCGCCCGCCCGGGUCUGUUUCCCGGUUUCCCGGCUCACACUCAGACUCCGUUAUGCAGUCGUGAGUUGUUGCGAGCAUCAUUCUCUGCUGGGACUCUUCUCAGGAAAGAAGUGACAACCCGUGGACCACAACUUCUAACUCCCGCCACUACGUCCGUGGAAGCCGGUAGUUGAAGACCUCAUUACCUAGCAAAUGACAUUUACCAAAUGAAUCUUUCCCCAUCAGACUGGUUGUUUUCACCAUGGUCAAGAAACAAGUCCUCUGGAAACCAGAAGAGAAGCCUUAACAGCCAGCCGGAUAAACCAGCGCACCACUGACCAAACCAAGGGAGGCCCGAGCCUCACAAAGUCCUCGCUGCUACUCGCUUGAGUUACUGAGUCCAGAGCUUACAUAAAAUGGAUGUUUCUCACAUGUUAUUGAACACUAAGUGCAUAAUCUAUUAAGUAAAACCCAAGCUGCCAUGGAAGAAAUACCAAUAAAAGUGGCUGUCCGAAUCAGACCUCUGCUCUGCAAAGAAGUUCUACAUAAUCAUCAAGUCUGUGUGAGGGAUAUCCCGAAUACCCAGCAGAUUAUCAUUGGGAGAGAUAGAGUUUUCACUUUUGAUUUUGUUUUUGGCAAAAACUCCACUCAGGAUGAAGUUUAUAACACAUGCAUAAAGCCCCUAGUGCUGUCGCUCAUCGAGGGCUAUAAUGCAACUGUUUUUGCAUAUGGACAAACUGGAUCUGGGAAAACAUACACCAUCGGAGGAGGCCAUGUUGCAUCAGUUGUGGAGGGUCAAAAGGGUAUCAUUCCUCGAGCUAUCCAAGAAAUAUUUCAGAGCAUCUCUGAAAAUCCUAGCAUUGACUUUAAAAUCAAAGUGUCGUAUAUAGAAGUUUAUAAGGAAGACCUAAGAGAUCUUCUAGAGUUGGAGACGUCUAUGAAGGACCUUCACAUCCGAGAAGAUGAGAAGGGGAACACAGUGAUUGUUGGGGCCAAGGAAUGCCAAGUAGAGAGCGUGGAGGAUGUGAUGAGUCUCCUGCAGGUAGGGAAUGCGGCCAGGCACACAGGCACCACCCAGAUGAACGAGCACUCCAGUAGAUCCCACGCUAUUUUCACAAUAAGUGUGUGCCAAGUUGAGAAAAACGCAGAGGCAGCUGAAAACGGAGAGUGGUACUCACAUCGGCAUAUUGUCUCCAAAUUCCACUUUGUGGAUUUGGCUGGAUCAGAAAGAGUGACCAAGACUGGGAACACUGGUGAACGAUUCAAAGAGUCCAUUCAAAUCAACAGCGGGCUGCUUGCUCUAGGAAACGUAAUAAGCGCCCUUGGAGACCCACGCAGGAAGAGCUCUCAUAUUCCAUACAGGGAUGCUAAGAUUACCCGGCUUCUGAAAGACUCCCUGGGUGGCAGUGCCAAGACUGUCAUGAUCACGUGUGUCAGCCCGUCCUCCUCGGAUUUUGAUGAGUCCUUAAAUUCUCUCAAAUAUGCGAACAGAGCACGGAAUAUUAGAAACAAACCUGCUUUAAACAUAAGUCCCCAGGCAGACCGAAUGGAUGAAAUGGAAUUUGAGAUUAAGUUGCUUCGAGAAGCUUUGCAGAGCCAUCAGGCCAGUAUCAGCCAAGCUAGCCAGGCAUCUUCAGAGAAUGUUCCUGACCAGAAUCGAAUCCAUUCUCUGGAGGAACAGGUAGCUCAGCUCCAGGAGGAAUGUCUGGGGUACCAGGACUGCAUAGAGCAAGCAUUUGCCUUUCUGGUGGACUUAAAAGAUGCUGUCAAACUAAAUCAGAAACAGCAGCACAAGCUACAGGAGUGGUUUAGCAGGACUCAGGAAGUCAGGAAGGCUGUCCUCACCCCAUUGCCUGGAAACCAGGGCAUUGGGAACCUGGAAGAAGGACCCCAGCAUCUGACAGUUCUCCAGCUGAAGAGAGAACUUAAGAAAUACCAGUGUGCUCUGGCCGCCGACCAAGUGGUGUUCACGCAGAAGGAUCUGGAGCUGGAGGAGCUAAGGACCCAAGUGCAGCUAAUGAUGCAGGAGAGCAAAGGGCAUGCCGUGUCUCUGAAAGAAGCCCAGAAAGUGAAUAGAUUGCAGAAUGAGAAGAUAAUAGAACAGCAACUCCUUGUGGAUCAGCUGAGCGCAGAACUCGCAAAACGCAGCUUGUCAGUGCCCACCUCAGCUAAGGAGAGCUGUGGGGAUGGGCCUGAUGCCAGGGCCUCAGAAAAGAGACCUCAUACGGCUCCAUUUGAGAGUCACUGGGGACACUAUGUUUACAUCCCAUCAAGACAGGAUUUCAAGAAGGUCUGCUCAAGUACUCCUGUAUACUCUCUGGAUCAAGUAUUCGCUGGGUUCAGAACUCGAAGUCAGAUGCUGAUGGGUCACUUAGAAGACCAGGACGAAGUUCUCCACUGCCAGUUUUCUGACAACAGUGAUGAUGAGGACUCAGAGGGCCAGGAGAAGCCCAGAGUUAGAUCUAGAAGUCACUCAUGGGCCAAAAAGCCAGGCUCUGUUUGCUCUCUUGUUGAACUGAGUGAUACUCAGGCUGAGUCUCAGAGAUCCUAUCUGGGGAAUGGAGAUUUGAAGAUGGAAUCUCUCCAGGAGAGUCAAGAGAUAAAUUUACAAAAAUUAAGGACUUCAGAACUCAUACUUAAUAAAGCUAAACAAAAAAUGAGAGAACUUACAAUUAACAUCAGGAUGAAAGAAGAUCUGAUCAAAGAGUUAAUAAAAACAGGUAACAAUGCCAAGUCUGUAAGCAGACAGUAUUCUUUGAAAGUGACAAAGCUGGAGCAUGAAGCUGAGCAGGCAAAAGUGGAGCUCACUGAAACCCGAAAGCAACUGCAGGAGCUGGAGAGCAAAGACCUUUCUGAUGUUGCUUUGAAGGUAAAAUUACAGAAAGAGUUCCGUAAAAAGAUGGAUGCUGCGAAGAUGAGAGUUCAGGUCUUACAAAAGAAGCAGCAAGACAGUAAGAAGUUGGCAUCACUGUCCAUCCAGAAUGAAAAGCGGGCCAGUGAGCUGGAGCACAAUGUGGAUCACCUGAAAUACCAGAAAGUGCAGCUGCAGAGACGGCUUCGAGAAGAGGGCGAGAAGAAGAAGCAGCUGGAUGCAGAAAUUAAGAGAGAUCAACAAAAAAUCAAAGAGCUGCAGCUAAAAGCAGGACAGGGAGAAGGUCUGAACCCCAAGGCUGAGGACCAGGAUGGAUUUAACCUGAACAGAAGAAAAAGUCCUUUCAGAAGUGGGGACCAAUUCCAGAAAUUGGAUGAGCAAAGGAAGUGGUUGGAUGAAGAGGUGGAGAAGGUCCUGAGCCAGCGCCAGGAACUGGAAAUGCUGGAGGAAGAUCUGAAGAAACGUGAGGCCAUCGUCUCGAAGAAGGAAGCCCUGCUUCAGGAGAAGAGCCUCCUGGAAAACAAGAAGCUGCGAUCUAGCCAGGCCUUAAGCACAGAUGGUCUCAAAAUAUCGGCUCGCCUGAACUUGCUGGACCAAGAGUUAUCUGAGAAGAGCUUGCAGCUUGAGAGCAGCCCGACUGAGGAGAAGAUGAAGAUUUCAGAACAGGUCCAAGCGCUUCAGAGAGAAAGGGAUCAGCUCCAGAGACAGAGGAACAGUGUGGACGAGAGGCUCAAGCAUGGGCGAGUGCUGUCCCCCAAAGAAGAACAUCUUCUUUUUCAACUGGAAGAAGGAAUAGAAGCCCUGGAAGCUGCGAUUGAAUUCAAGAACGAAAGCAUCCAGAGUCGCCAGAACUCACUCAAGGCGUCAUUCCAGAACCUCUCUCAAAGUGAGGCGAAUGUUCUGGAAAAGCUAGUUUGCCUGAAUAUUACUGAGAUUCGAGCUAUUCUUUUCAAAUAUUUCAACAAGGUAAUUAAUUUGCGAGAAACGGAACGUAAACAACAGUUGCAGAAUAAAGAGAUGAAAAUGAAGGUUCUAGAACGGGAUAAUGUGGUCCAUGAGUUGGAAUCUGCGUUGGAGCAUCUGAGACUGCAGUGUGACCGGAGACUGACCCUCCAGCAAAAGGAGCAUGAGCAGAAGAUGCAGCUGCUGUUGCAGCAUUUCAAAGACCAAGAUGGAGACAGCAUUAUAGAAACACUAAAAAACUAUGAAGAUAAAAUCCAGCAGCUGGAAAAGGAUCUCUACUUCUAUAAGAAAACCAGCAGAGAUCUCAAGAAGAGACUGAAAGACCCCGCCCAAGGAGCAGCGCAGUGGCAGCGCACACUGACCGAGCAUCAUGAUGCUGGAGAUGGAGUUCUGAAUCCAGAAGAGACGACUGUGCUUUCUGAAGAACUAAAAUGGGCAUCUAGAACUGAAAAUACAAAGUUGAAUGGAAGCGAAAGAGAAGUAGACAAUUCUUCAAGCAGCUUAAAAACCCAACCACUGACCCAGCAGAUUCCAGAAGAUGGCCCAGACUCACUUCCAGCCCGUAGCUCGAUAGCGCCCUCCAGUGGCCAACUGCAGAGCAUUGCCGAUAAAACAGAGGCCCGUCCCUUUACACACUCUCAGAGUCCAGUACCACACCAGUUCCAGCCUGUGAGAAGUAUAGGACCGCUUCAGGGGGUCAAGCCUGUCAAACUGUGUCGCAGAGAAUUACGUCAGAUUUCUGCCAUGGAGCUGUCAUUGCGGCGAUGCAGUCUUGGAGCUGGGGGCCGGUCAAUGACUGCUGAUUCCCUUGAAGACCCCGAAGAAAACUAGUGAUUUCAAAGCCCAGGCACUGAACAAUAAAACUUCUAAUUUAGUAAAUGUGUGGAAAGAUGCCUUUUCUGACUUACAGAAUUAAACCUCGGGGUAGCGAGCUCUUUCCUGGGACACAGGAAAGGGGGUUGGCACCACUCCUAUGUAUGACAGUGUAUGUGGGGGCUUUGUUAUUUCAUAAAUGCAUUUUUGAGUGCUUGUACAUUGAACGAUUUCUACUUGUGUGUAUAAGUUCCUUUCCUGACAUAUUUGCUUUAUUUUUAUGUACAUUUAAAGAACAAAAUUAAGACUAAAACACCCUUCGGAUGUAUAUUAUUCUAUAAUAUAAAGACAUAUUAUAGAAGUACAUUAUAACCCAUAGUAUUUGAAUGUUAAAAUGCAAGUGUGUUGCUAUUUUUAAGCUCCAGAUAAGCCCUGAUUGUGCCAGAGUUACCUACCUAAUGAAAAUGUUUGCCAGAAUUAAGCCUGUGAGCUGAGGUGCAUUGCAAUUGUUAGAACUUAGCGAGGCAGCCUUAACUCUAACAUGGUAGCUUUCAUUUUUAUAAUUAUUUUUUAUAGAAUGCAAAUUUUCACCUUUAUCCUGUCCUACGCAUUCUACAUUACCUCUCAGACAAUGCUAGAACUGAGAGAAAUGUCUGCAGCUUCCUGGACAGGGGAACUGAUCACAGAGCAACACACGUCAUUAAUCAUCCCAAGGAAAGAAGCUGUGUGUGCGUGAGCGGUGUGGCCAUGUGGGGUGUGUGGGUGCCGCAUCCUCUGAUUACACACACACACACACACACACACACACACACACACACACACACACACACACAUAUAUAUACAUACAUAUACACACAUACACACAUAUACACACACAUAUAUACACAUACACUCACAUAUAGUCAUACACACACACACACACACACACAUGUCUGAUGAUUUCCAGCCUUGUAGGCUCAAGGGCAUCGGGGUAUAAAUAUGUACAUGAAAUCUUGCUAACAUAUCUCUAAGUUUUUCUGGAUCAACUAAAUGAGCAAUCAGUUCUUUCCUACCAUAUUUAUCUAUGACAGGCAACAUCUCAUUAUAAUGUCCUGAAGUAUUGUUUUGUUUCUUUUCCAUACCUUCAUAUUACACCAAAGCUGGUUCUUAGACUAAUCAGAGCCAGCAGCAAAACCACCAUAUGGAAGCCUGCACAGCUCCCACUGAAGUCUCAACACCUACUUCCUCACUGAAUCCAUUGUUUAAAGUGUGCCUGUGUCUAUACAUAUACACACAUACACAUAUUGUGUGUGUGUGUGUGUGUGUGUGUGUGUGAUGACAAAAUGUAAGUGCCUUCAACACAACCUAACAGUUAUAGACUAGGUGAGUGUGGUGCCACAUGUCUUUAAUCACAGAAGUCUGGAGGCAGAGGCAGAGGCAGGUGGGUCUCUGUUCUCCUGGUCUACACAGCAAGGACAACCAGGACUAUAGAGAGAGACCCUGUCGCAAAAAACAAAACUAUCAUAUAUUAGCAAAUAUCUUUUUAUUAAUGAAGGUCCUAAUAUAAAUUUAAGAUUAAAUAGCAUGCUUUGUCUUAAUAAGCAGUUUAUAAAAACUUUUCACUAACAAAGCAAUAGUUACAUAAGACUACAGUGAUUUCAUCAGAUGAUACAAAUGUAAACUGGCUACCAAGUAACAAGGGCUAUUUGUUUUCUAUUAAACAUUUCAUUUGGAUCUUGCACAUGCUUUGAUAAAUUUCAUUCCCAUACUCAAAAAUAUAUAAAUAAUGUCCCAAACAAUGUAAUCUAGGUGUAAACAAUUCAUUCUAGUUAGGUCGGCUUGCCUGUCCUCGAAGUAUAAGGAACCUCCUCCCCACUCUAAGGACAGUUAAGUUUUGUCACUUGGGUUUCCCAUGGGAUGCUGCUGGUGUGUGCAUGUAUGUGCUUGCUCAUGCAUAUUAUGCAUGUGUGUAUAUUUAUGUAUGUGUGCAUGUGUGUGUGUGCCUAUGGAAGUCAGAGAGUAGAACUAGGUGCCGUCCCUUACUACUUCGCACAUGAUUUUUUAGAAAGGGUUUCCCACUGAACCUAGUCACUAUUUAGACUAGGCUGGCCAGCUAGCAAGUCCAAGCUGCCCCUGUCUCCUUGCCCCGGCCCCAGGCUGAGGUUAGAGGCAAACACCACCACCCCUGGCUUUCUGUGGGUGCCAAGAUCCUCAGGCUUAAGCAGCAAGAGCUUUACCCCCUGAGCCAUCUCCCCAGCCUGACUUUCUCUCUCUAGAUGAAAUGGGUUGGUUUGUUUAUUUUGUUUCUCUGUGUAGCCCUGGCUGUCCUGGAACUCACUCUGUGGACCAGGCUGGCCUUGAACUCAGAAAUCUGCCUGCCUCUGCCUCCUAAGUGCUGGGAUUAAAGGCGUGUGCCACCACUUCAUGGCUUAUAUAAAAUGGGUUUUCUGUUGUUCGCUAUGCUUUCCACAUGCAACAGAGUAUUUGAUGGGAAAAUGCUCUACCCCAGUAAAGUGUUCUUUCUUCCCCUGACUCUGGAGUGUUACUUGGGAGCCAUGGGUAAUGGUGACUCUUAUCAGGUGCUUUUGCACCCUGAGCCCUGGUGCUGGGGUCAGCUCAGGGCUGUGGGCACUCCGCAGCUCCUACAUGCUCUGCCUCUGAGCUGUGGGACACUCCGCAGCUCCUACAUGCUCUGCCUCUGAGCUGUAGGCAGCCCCUACAUGCUCUGCCUCUGAGCUGUGGGACACUCCACAGCCCCUACAUGUUCUGCCUCUGAGCUGUGGGACACUCCACAGCCCCUACAUGCUCUGCCUCUGAGCUGUGGGACACUCCAUUGCUCCUACAUGCUCUACCUCUGAGCUGUGGGACACUCCAUUGCUCCUACACGCUCUACCUCUGAGCUGUGGGGACCUGCACUUUAUGCUCCUUGAGUUUGAUUUCUCCUCUGGUGUCAUGUUUUGAGUGCGUCAAUCUUUCGUAUCCCUAUGAACUCCGAGUGCAGAGUCAUCAAAAAUAAUUAUGAUUGUAAUGACAUGGACUUUAUUUUUGUUCACUACCGCCUUGUUUAUACUAACCUACAACAAUAAACUUACGCUUAUUUAAGAA
Messenger RNA from Mus musculus (house mouse), 7836 nucleotides. RefSeq names its product kinesin family member 27 (gene Kif27). Bases 586 to 4770 code for a protein of 1394 amino acids. The transcript is spliced from 19 exons. Gene Ontology annotation, cellular component: extracellular region; cytoskeleton; cilium. Gene Ontology annotation, molecular function: microtubule binding; ATP binding; microtubule motor activity. Lineage: Eukaryota; Metazoa; Chordata; Mammalia; Rodentia; Muridae. The record is from RefSeq and is a predicted model, not a curated record. Gene Ontology annotation, biological process: microtubule-based movement.